Messenger RNA from Strongylus vulgaris, 714 nucleotides. Lineage: Eukaryota; Metazoa; Nematoda; Chromadorea; Rhabditida; Strongylidae. The record is from the annotation of a GenBank genome assembly.
AUGCCUCGCACAAGAAAAUUCGAACGAAUUUCGAAAGCCACCAAGGAUCUGCUAGAGAGGAGAAGAGCACUGAGGCUGGAACUGACUGCAUCACAUCUCGAGCGACUGCCAUUACCCCUUUGGCGAAACACCAAAAUUCUUUCUGCUGAAGUAUGCGCCGCAAUCCACACCACGAAGGCAGCCACGGUUCUGGGACCGGACCAUGUUUCGGUCGACCUCUUACGAGCUAGAGGACAUCGCUUACACGAGAUACUUGUGGAACAUCUAACGUCCUAUCUUCAAAAGGGAUCCCCGACCAGUGGAGAACCUCCCGAACAAUCCUUCUUCAUAAGGUGGAUCACGUCCAGACAGUUCGAGGAUCAUCGUGGUUUGCCGAAAGUACCACCUACCUUUCGUCCUAACCUUCUUGUCCAUGAGAAAGCGUUUGGCAGCGAGGAGACUAAUGUCAUAUUGUGGGCGCUCAUCGACCAAGGAGUGGACCCAUCUUACGUGAGGACAUUGGCCGACUACUACAGGGAACCGCUCUACAACGGUACAGCUUUUCCAUCGAAGGGAAUUCGGCAAGGCGACACCGUGUCGCCAAAGCUGUUUACCGUCGCGUUGCAGUGGGUGAUGAAAUCACUGGAGUGGAACGAGAGUGGUAUACGUUUCGAUGGAAGAUUCUCUCGAACAUUUUGCGGACGACAUUGUUCUCUAUUCGAGAAAUAUCACUGA